Oryzias latipes (Japanese medaka) is the source of this 2109-nucleotide messenger RNA. It is a transcript of the gene ccn4a, whose product is annotated as cellular communication network factor 4a. The record is from RefSeq and is a predicted model, not a curated record. Gene Ontology annotation, molecular function: heparin binding; integrin binding. Gene Ontology annotation, biological process: cell adhesion; positive regulation of cell differentiation; signal transduction. Gene Ontology annotation, cellular component: extracellular matrix; extracellular region. Lineage: Eukaryota; Metazoa; Chordata; Actinopteri; Beloniformes; Adrianichthyidae.
CAGGCGAACGUGGAGCGAAGACAAAUCGGAGAAAGUGUCAGAGAAACAACAGGGUUCAGCCGUGCAGAGCUUUCUUUUGGUGGGGAUGACAGAGACGACACGAGGAUGUAGAGCACCUGCGGUGAGCAGCGAGUUGCGGGAUUCGUGGCUUUGAUUCCGGUUUAGAUGCGUGAGCAGCUCCGCGCCAGUGAUGAGGGCGCUGCUUUUGUGGAUUCUGACAGCAGCUGGGAUUCAACAGGCCUACGCCCUGAAUUCCACUGCAAUGCCCCUCUCCACAGCCUUCACCCCACCACCCACAGACGCUUAUAACCGCACACAGUACUGUAAGUGGCCCUGUGAGUGUCCAGAGGUCCCUCCCAAGUGUCCACCAGGCGUGAGCCUCCUCACAGAUGGCUGCGAGUGCUGCAAGGCCUGCGCCCGACAGGUAGGCGAGGUCUGCAAUGAGGCCGACACCUGCGACUACCACAAGGGGCUGUACUGUGACUACAGCUCAGACAAGCCGAGGUACGAAAAGGGAGUGUGUGCAUAUAUGGUGGGAACAGGCUGUGAGCACAAUGGUGUGAUCUACCGUAAUGGGCAGAGCUUCCAGCCCAGCUGCAAAUACCAGUGCGUGUGCGUGAACGGUGCCAUUGGCUGCGUGGCGCUGUGCUCCGAGUCCCAGCCUCCUCGAGUGUGGUGCCAAAACCCACGGCGCAUCAAAGUCCGGGGGCAGUGCUGCGAAAAGUGGAUCUGUGACGAGCCCAGAAGGGGGCGCAAGGCCGCACCGCGACAUGCAGUGGAGGCUCUGCCAGCCAAGAACAGGAGCUGGGACAAUAACUGCAUCUCCCAGACUACCUCAUGGAGCCCCUGCUCUAAGACCUGCGGCCGCGGCCUCUCUUUGAGGAUCUCCAACGCCAACGACCAGUGCCAGAUGGUCAAGGAGUCUCGCCUCUGCAACCUGCGGCCAUGUGAGGUUGACAUCACCAAUCACAUCAAGCCGGGAAAAAAAUGCUUGAACAUCUACAGAGAAGACCAACCCCUGAACCUUACGCUCUCCGGCUGCACCAGCAAGAAGCAAUAUAGGCCCAAAUACUGCGGCGUCUGCACGGAUGAACGAUGCUGCAUCCCUUACAAAUCCAAAACCAUCGAUGUGGAGUUCGAGUGUCCCAAUGGGGCUGGAUUCACGUGGAAGAUGAUGUGGAUCCAGGCCUGUUUUUGCAACCUAAGCUGCAGAAAUCCCAACGACAUCUUUGCUGAGCUGGAGAAUUACUACGGUUACCCAGAGGUUAUAGACUAACGAGAAGUCAAAUUGUGCCGUUUUCUAUUUGGUUUGACAUUUUUCCUAUUGGAAAAACAUGUAAAUAUGAAACGAAUGUCUCCAAAAUGAAUGAAUGAGGCAUAAGAUUAUAACUGCCUCAUGAAAAAAAAAUUAAAUGUUUGUGUCUAAACUAAUUUUUUCAGGCAUCUUGUUUUGCUUUUUAAUACCAAAAGGUCACUUUUGCUGCAUUUCCAAACUUCCCAGAUGAUGCUGCUUGACAUUUUUACCAAAAUAUCAGAUUUUUGUAAACAAGUAUGCAAUAAUCACAGCAUAUGAAUCUGUUACAGGUUUUUAUUGUUUUAUUUUUAAAUAAAUACAAAUGUAUGCCUUUUUUAUGCAUUUCUACACUAUUAGAUGGUUUGUGCAUUGCAUCUUUACAAAGCUGUGAGUCUUCUAUAAAAGUAGAACGUUGCUGUAGUGCAAUUAAAAUAGUGGAGUAAAAUAUGUCCGGUUACGUUCUAGGGCUAAUCCUCAUGUUAGCAUGUGGACUUCCUGUCUCUUUACUCACCCCACAAAUCCACAACCAUAAAGGAGCGUCACAUUUUGAAAAGUGAACAAUUCCAUGGCACUUUUUUUUUGUUCCAUUUCACUUCAUUGCAAUGGGAAAAAACAAACAACUGAAGCUUUACCAAGAUUUAUCAAUAAAACAUAACAUGCAAAAGCUUUGAAUUUAUCUUGGGGCAUAAUCAGAUUAAUUAAAGCAUAUAUCAACUGUGGAAUGUUAUUUUUAAAUUGAUCACUUGUCUCCCCGACAUCUUUGUUUUACAUCACUGUUGAAAAAUGAGAAUAUAAAAUGAUAAUUGGCAAAAAAA